AUGACGAUUCAAAUCAAGUGCUGCGCGGUCUGCAGAGACAAUAUGAAGGCUCAACUGCAGAGGCUGAGCGUCCCCUAUACCGAGCAGACCCUCCGCGACGGCAAGAAAGUGUACACCAUCAACAUUACCAAUGCCACGGAUUUCCCCAAGAACUCGCUCGCCGAAGCCUGUUGGAAAUCGAUCGAGUUCACAUACCACCACGCUGUUUACAACGGAAACAUGGUCCGCUGCUCAAACUCUUGA
Messenger RNA from Lasiosphaeria miniovina, 243 nucleotides. RefSeq lists its product as uncharacterized. The record is from RefSeq and is a predicted model, not a curated record. The transcript has a single exon. Lineage: Eukaryota; Fungi; Ascomycota; Sordariomycetes; Sordariales; Lasiosphaeriaceae. Bases 1 to 243 code for a protein of 80 amino acids.